GGUCCAUUUCAGAAUAAUAUCUCUGAUAUGUUUUAUAAUGAUUGAUCAUUAAAGUGUUCUCAGAGCUGGUAAAGGUGCAGCUAGUUGGAAUGGCUUUGUAUACUGCAGGGUAGCUGCUGGAUUUACUGCAGGUGAACUACAGUCUGAUUUAAGGGAGAUUAUAUUUACCUUCAGUAAUCCAGAUCUGUAAAGUAACUAAAGCUAUUAAAUAAAUGUAAUAAAGUAAAAGUACACCAUCUACCUCUGAACUGUAGAAGAGUAGAAAUACACAGUAGUAUUACUUGGAAAUACUGAAGUAAAGUACAAGUACCUCAAAAUGGUCGUUAAAUUCAGUACUUAGGGUUAGUAAAUGUACUUAGUUACUUGACACCUCUGUAGAGAGAUACUGAGGGGGGUGUGAGGGGGUCUCUGUUCGGAAUAAUCAAAUCUCUGUCAAAGCAGAGCCAGAGCUGAGUCCCGUCCUGACAAGUCAGACUGGUUCUGGUGAAGGUGGACCAAGACCAGACCACCGACCCAGGAGAGGUGUUGAAGAUGCUGAUGAAUGGUUUAUUAAGAAAGAAAUUGAGCUCCGUUUAAAAACAUCGGAUCACUUGUCUGUUAUACAUUAUCGUUUGCCAACCAGUGGUUUUAAUACGACCCAUCAUAACCAGACUGAUAGAAACACAUAACCAGCAUAACCAGACCAGAGGUCAGGGUUCAUGCCAGAGGGUAUCAACCCUGACCAGCAUGUGGAGUAAAGACAACUUCUCCUUUCUCCCGUGCAGAUGAAGCAGUAUUUGUAAAACUUAACUAAACCUCUUGAUUUGCUUCCUCAGGUUAACCCUUCGUCAUUUCAGACCAGGGUUAAUCAGUUUAAAGUGGUUUAAAGUGGUUCAAAGUGGUUUACAGCAGUUAAAGCAGUUAAAUCAGUGGGAGCUGUGAAUCUUCGGUGUAAUCCGGGGAUCUGACUCUGUUUGGAGGAUUUACAUAGUCUCCUCAGGUGAAGGGGUUAAAGGUGAAUCUGAAGUCACAGACUGACAGUAUAAAUAUACAUUAUACAGAUCAAUGUGACUUCAGACAAAGUAAACCACUUAGCCUGCUGACCUUUGUGCAGAGGUGCAAAGCAAAGACCACAGCACAGUUGAGAGGGGACGUGGAUAUUAAUCAGAACAUGAGCUAUUCGCGUUACCGCCCAGUGAGACUAUCCUAAAAUAUUGGGCAUCAUGAUGGUUAUGUGUUCACAGAAAGCUCCUCACACAGGUGAGUAUGAGUGUCGUAAUAGACUUAGUCUGAAAGCUGCAGAAAAGCGGCUCUCCGGAGUAAAUCCCAGAGUUAGCAGGUUAUCGCUGUGUUUAUAAGGAGGCUGCAGACUGGAGUUAGGGUUUAUCAGACUGGAGUUAGGCUUUAUCAGACUGGAGUUAGGCUUUAUCAGACUGGAGGGUUGGAUUAUCGCUGUGUUUAUAAGGAGGCUGCAGAAUGGAGUGAGGGUUAAUCGGACUGGAGUUAGGGUUUAUCGGACUGGAGGGUUGGAUUAUCGCUGUGUUUAUAAGGAGGCUGCAGAAUGGAGUGAGGGUUUAUCGGACUGGAGUUAGGGUUUAUCGGACUGGAGGGUUGGAUUAUCGCUGUGUUUAUAAGGAGGCUGCAGACUGGAGUUAGGGUUUAUCAGACUGGAGGGUUGGAUUAUCGCCGUGCUUAUAAGGAGGCUGCAGACUGGAGGUGUGGUAUACAGUCUCAGGUCAGGAUGGGGAAACACUUCCACCUGUACGAGAACGUGUCGAACAUCAGUCCCUUCGAGGGUCCUCAGUAUCACCUGGCCCCCCGCUGGGCCUUCCACCUGCAGAGCGUCUUCAUGGGCUUGGUCUUCCUCUCUGGGACACCUCUGAACUUCAUCGUGCUCUUUGUCACGCUGCAGCACAAAAAGCUGAGGGUUCCUCUGAACUACAUCCUGGUGAACGUGUCAGCUGCCGGCUUCAUCUUCGUCACCUUCUCCGUCAGCCAGGUGUUCAUCGCUAGCACCAGAGGCUACUUCUUCCUGGGACACACCAUGUGCAGCCUGGAGUCCGCCAUGGGCUCCAUCGCAGGGCUGGUGACGGCCUGGUCUCUGGCGCUCUUGUCUCUGGAGAGGUACCUGGUAGUCUGUAAGCCUCUGGGGCUCUUCACGUUCAGCAGUGGCCACGCUCUGGUUGGGGUCGCCUUCACCUGGGUCAUGGGGGUCGGCUGUGCCAUCCCACCUUUUUUCGGCUGGAGCAGGUACAUCCCUGAAGGCCUUGGCUGCUCCUGUGGUCCAGACUGGUACACUCACAAUGAGGAGUUUCACUGCAGCAGCUACACCAACUUCUUGAUGGUGACCUGCUUCAUUGCCCCGCUCAGCAUCAUCAUCUUCUCCUACACCCAGCUGCUGAUGACCCUCAGAGCCGUGGCGGCCCAGCAGGCGGAGUCUGUCUCCACCCAGAAGGCGGAGAAGGAGGUCUCCAGGAUGAUCGUGGUGAUGGUGGGAUCCUUCCUCGUGUGUUACGGUCCCUACGCCGUCGCUGCCCUUUACUUCGCCUACUCCACCGACCAGGACAAAGACUACAGACUGGUUACCAUCCCGGCCCUGUUCUCCAAGAGUUCCUGCGUCUACAACCCUCUGAUCUACGCCUUCAUGAACAAACAGUUUAAAGGCUGCAUCAUGGAGACAGUGUUUGGGAAGAAGACGGAGGACUGCUCCAGAGUCUCUUCAAAGACCGAGGUGUCCUCAAUGUCUUAACGAGGACACCAUGAAGACUGAUUAAAGGAUGAUUUGUGAU
Molecule: messenger RNA, 2768 nt
Organism: Eleginops maclovinus (Patagonian blennie)
Lineage: Eukaryota; Metazoa; Chordata; Actinopteri; Perciformes; Eleginopidae
Gene: opn1sw1
Product: opsin 1 (cone pigments), short-wave-sensitive 1
Exons: 5
Coding region: 1721-2728 (335 amino acids)
Biological process (GO): phototransduction; cellular response to light stimulus; G protein-coupled receptor signaling pathway
Cellular component (GO): plasma membrane; photoreceptor outer segment
Molecular function (GO): G protein-coupled photoreceptor activity
Source: RefSeq, a predicted model, not a curated record